Messenger RNA from Suillus discolor, 433 nucleotides. RefSeq lists its product as uncharacterized. NCBI's taxonomy places the organism in Eukaryota, Fungi, Basidiomycota, Agaricomycetes, Boletales, Suillaceae. Bases 24 to 290 code for a protein of 88 amino acids. The record is from RefSeq and is a predicted model, not a curated record. The transcript is spliced from 2 exons.
AGCCUGCGUCCUACUCGUCGAAAAUGUUCCUAGGGAGGUUGCAACAAACGAUCAUGUCAUUACCUUAUCAUGGGUGGAUCUUGCUGCUGCUCAAGCGAGUCUCACCGUUUGCUCUCAGCGCUUUUGAGUGGAACAAGGACCUGCAUACCCUCCUGUUUCUCCUUUCUGUCUUGCCUAAACUUUAUUCGCAGUCUCCAUAUCCCUACCUCCCGUCCAAUCCUACCACUCAGCACAUCCUUCAUCGCGCCAAUCAUGCAGAACAGCUGAGAAGUCAAAUCUAUCAGACUUGAAGGGUGGCUCAUCUUCUCAACAGGAUGCAUGUUCCAGGCAGACAACCGAUUAGGGGGUCGUGGAGGCAGAUGACCUGUAUCCUACUCGUCGAAGAUAUUCCCUGAGUCCUGAUCUGAUAUUCGUCAUUGCGGUAGUAAUCCAU